Messenger RNA from Zootoca vivipara (common lizard), 6285 nucleotides. RefSeq names its product parvin gamma (gene PARVG). Gene Ontology annotation, cellular component: cytoplasm; focal adhesion; actin cytoskeleton. Gene Ontology annotation, molecular function: actin binding. The record is from RefSeq and is a predicted model, not a curated record. Lineage: Eukaryota; Metazoa; Chordata; Lepidosauria; Squamata; Lacertidae. Gene Ontology annotation, biological process: cell projection assembly; establishment or maintenance of cell polarity regulating cell shape; substrate adhesion-dependent cell spreading.
AUUCAUAUAUUCCAUUCUAGUCUGCCCUUUGCUUUCUUCUGAAAUGGGGGUGUGUUGGCAAAAUGACAGUAGCACUCUUUUAAAAAGGAAGAGCUUUGUUUCAUCUCACAUUAGCUCUGGCUGAAUUUACAGAAAGUGUUUUUAGUUAUUGCAGAAUAUGUACUUGGUACUUAUAAGCACUUAUUCUAAAAAGAAGAAGCAGCCUCACAAUUGUUCUCAAAAGCUAACUAGAGACAGCAGUUUCCAGGGAUUGAGUCAGAUAGUUGCUUAGGUUGCGCUAAUGUGUGAGGAAUGGUGGUUUUGUUUUUGAAAUGUCACCUAUAUAGGAAGGAUGUACACCAACUUCCUCUCCCUGGUUGCGCGACACACAAAGGCAGCAUUCUGAAAGCAAAACUGAUCCACUGAGGUCGAAACAGAUUGCCUGCCUCAACACAGCUCUCCAAAGAUCUUGCUUUGGAAAUUAGCAGAAAAGAAAAGAGGGAGUCCACAUUCCUCAGUGGAAUCUGCAAAAGGGAAGUAAGCCCAGACUUCCUGUUUGCAAGGGGAAGGAAAACAAAGCAAUGGAGCCAAGCUUCCUCAAAGCUUUCCCAGAGUUUCAAGUCAAUCCAUUCUCAGAAGAGGAGGACAUUGUGCAAGGAGAAAAGAGGAAAUACAUUAAGCCAGCUUCUCGAAAUGACCCUAAACUAGAAGCUCUACAAACAUUCUUUAUGGAUUGGAUUAACACAACUCUGAAGCAUGAACACAUUCUGGUGAAAAGCCUUGAACAAGACAUGUAUGAUGGAUUAGUACUUCACCAUCUCAUAGAGAAACUUGGAUCCCUCAGUCUGGAAGUAGAGAAAAUUGCAUUGACAGAGAAGAAGCAAAGGCUCAAACUCGACAUUAUCCUGAAGUCUGUGAACCAGUGUUUACAGCUAGAAGAAAGCAAACUGAAAUGGAGUGUAGACUCCAUCUUCAGGAAGGACUUGCUGUCCACGUUGCAUCUUCUGGUGGCCAUCGCUGGCCACUUUCAACCAGAGCUCGCCAUACCGCCAAACGUUAAGGUGGAUGUUAUAAACGUAGAGUAUACCGUCAACGGAUUUAAGACAGAAGAUGCAGUUGAGUACAUCACCGGGAGCAGGGAACCUGACGAACGUUCUUCACAAGCUGAAAUCUUUGAUGAAUUAAUGACAUAUGCUCCAGAGAAAGUGGAUGCAGUGAAAGAGGUAUUUUUGAAGUUUGUCAACAGACAUGUUGGGAAGUUAGGACUAAGUGUGAAAGACAUUGACUCUCAGUUUGCAGAUGGGGUUAUUUUACUCUUGCUAAUUGGGCAGCUUCAGGGCUAUUUCCUGAAUCUGGGAGAUUUCUUCCUGAAACCAAGUUCCCCUGCAGAAAUGGUACACAAUGUAAGCCUUGCAGUAGACUUGCUAAUGCACGGAGGCCUUCUGGAUGUACCUAUCAAUCCUGAAGAUCUCGUGAACCGAGAUAUGAAGACCACGUUGCUAGUCUUGUACUGCCUGUUUUCCAAAUACAAGACCAAAGGGGCAUAAAGAACUCAAAUCAAAAGGUCUAUGCCAUAUUGGCUAGUGAAUAGUCUAAUUUUCAGUGCCAAUAAUUGUUUGAUGCUUUGCAUCUACAUACAACUGAUACAUAUUAUAUGCAUAGAUGAGAAUAUGUUUCAGUAACCUAAACUUGGUGGGUGUUGACAUUUACUGGUAAUUCUUAAGGUUUUAAGAGGGUCAGCAGGAAAUGGCAGGUAAGCCAUUUUUUUUUAUAUGUAAAUCCAGCACUGGUCAUGCUGGCCACAUGACCUGGAAAGCUGUGGACAAACGCUGGCUCCCUUGGCCUGAAGUGAGAUUAGCGCCAUGAUCCAUAGUCGCCUUUGACCUGACAUAACCAUCCAGGGGUCCUUUACCUUUUUACCUUUGAGAUGGACCAAUGGCCUCACUUGGUAUAAGGCAGCUCACCGUGUUCCAGUAUUGUGAAUAUUUGUGUGGCAAACAAAGAGUUAGAAAAAGCUCUUAUUUUACAGCCAGUUUGAUUUCCUUUAGUCUAUGCAUUUGACCUUUAAUCAGAUUCACUGUCGGUGCCUUAAUGGAAAAUCUAGGCACCCUGAGCCUCUUUGAUUGCUGACAUUUAGAGCUGAGGAUUUGUUGUGUCUAGAGCUCGAUCAGACAGUUGAGAAGGGCUGCUUAGAUGGCAGCACUGAUUUUGAAGCCCUUGGGUUCAAUCUUCCAAAGAGGUAACCAUGCAAAAAUGAUAUAGGAAAAGUAUUAAAUAAAAUAAUAUGUCUUAGGUUUAUUGCCAAGCAUUUUCCUGUUUCAAUUUUUAGUCUUAAAACAGCCAUUUCAGUGGAAUAUGCAUACUGUAUUUUUCUGUGUAUAAAAUGUCCCCAUAUAUAUAAGAUGCCCCCUCUUUUUUGGGACUCCAAAUACCGGUAGAGAAAAUGGGAGGAGAUUGCCCCUGUGUAUAAGAUGACCCCCACUUUUUAGCAUUAAUUUUAAAUAAAAAACCUAGUCUUAUACAUGGGGAAAAUAUGGUAUAUUCAUUCAUUCAUUCAUUCAUUCAUUCAUUCAUUCUUUCCUGGCAAAUCUUCACCUUUUAAAAACUGUGUUUGGUGCCAUUGUUUCCUUUGGCUGCUUCUUCUUUCUCUUUGCUGAAUGGAUCAUCCUUGCCCAUCAGGCAUCACUUACUGAACAUUUUACAGAAAAAAAAUAUUAAAUGAAAUUUACAUUUUUUGCAAGGAAAAACUGCAUUUUGACAUUCUCUGGCAGUAGAGAUGCUGUUUGUAUUUGAAGAACAUUGCCAGCUGAGCAGAACAAACUUGGAAAUGAAACAUUUGUUCCUGGGAUAGCCAAAAACGUCUUUGCAAGCCCCUUCAACAUCGGGAAGGCUCCCUCAUGUGCCUCACACCAUAUAGUAGGCAUCCAUCAAUGUCUACUCUUGGCAUAGCCAUCUAGGAGAACAUGGGCAGCAUAAGGAGGUGGGGGGAGACAGAAAAGGCUUGAAUGGCACAGUAGGGUGGGUUGUCUCCCCUUUUACUCUGAAGCAACUUGCAAGCCAACAAGCAUCUCAAGAGUGUAUUUCCUUCCUGCAUAUGACCUGCCAAUGCAAUUCUGGGCUGCAUCAAUAGGAGUAUAGCAUCUAGAUCAAGGGAAGUAAUAGUACCACUGUAUUCCGUUCUGGUCAGACCUCACCUGGAAUACUGUGUCCAGUUCUGGGCACCACAGUUCAAGAAGGAUACUGAUAAGCUGGAACGUGUCCAGAGGAGGGCAACCAAAAUGGUCAAAGGCCUGGAAACGAUGCCUUAUGAGGAACGGCUUAGGGAGCUGGGCAUGUUUAGGCUGGAGAAGAGAAGGUUAAGGGGUGAUAUGAUAGCCAUGUUCAAAUAUAUAAAAGGAUGUCAUAUAGAGGAGGGAGAAAGGUUGUUUUCUGCUGCUCCAGAGAAGCAGACACGGAGCAAUGGAUUCAAACUACAAGAAAGAAGAUUCCACCUAAACAUUAGGAAGAACUUCCUGACAGUAAGAGCUGUUCGACAGUGGAAUUUGCUGCCAAGGAGUGUGGUGGAGUCUCCUUCUUUGGAGGUCUUUAAGUGGAGGCUUGACAGCCAUAUGUCAGGAAUGCUGUGAUGGUGUUUCCUGCUUGGCAGGGGGUUGGACUGGAUGGCCCUUGUGGUCUCUUCCAACUCUGUGAUUCUAUGAUUGGGGUGGAGACGUUAGGUAUACAGGACCGAAUCUGUAUACUGGACCGAGGCCAUUUAGGGCUUUAAAGGUCAGUCCCAACACUUUGGAUUGUGCUUGGAAACGUACUGGGAGCCAAUGUAGGUCUUUCAGGACCGGUGUUAUAUGGUCUCGGCGGCCGCUCAGAGUUAACAUGGGGUUGGCAGCCUCUUGUGGGCUCCUUCUGCCCCAAAGAAAGGAACACACAACGAACACUGAGCGUUUCCCCUCUUUUAUUCUGAAGCAAUUUGCAAGCCACCAUCACACACACACACACACACACACACACACACACACACACACACACACACACACACAGCGCACAAGUGAAGCACUGCAGGGCAGACUGAGCUAAAGAAAUACGGGGAUAAAGAAAUGGAGCUAAAGAAGCUUCUCUUAACAGCUCUGUGCGCCUCCAGGAAAGUUCCUUGCCAUUGUGCCAUGGCUCCAAGCGAAGCAUCAUCUGGGCACACCAACAGAGGGGAGAGGGAGUCAGGGAGACACAAUCACACCCACACUCCACACACAAGCAGUGCAGUUUUAACAAGGGACCGGCUGCAGCUGACAGUGUCGGCUGGGUCAAUGAAAAACCAAGUGCUUUUUGCUGGCUGGUGGCUGCUGCUUCACAAAAACAAACACACCAGACACAUGUGCACCCACAAGCAGUACACACGCAGCCCAGCCUGGCACCUUUAAUCAAGAGCCUGGAGGGAAGAAGUCCCCGCUUGCAGGCUGGAUGGCUGGUGAGACAGAGAUAUAACUGGUUCUCAAAGCUCUGCUGGGCGAUUUUUGAAUCAGUGAUUUGUAGCUUGGGACCCUCGUACCUACGGGACCGCCUCUCCUGGUAUGCCCCGCGGAGGACCUUAAGGUCCACAAACAACAACAUUCUGUAGAUCCCGAGCCAUAAGGUGGCUAGAUUGGCCUCUACUGGGGCCAGGGCCUUUUCAGUAUUGGCCCCAACUUGGUGGAACGCUCUUUCACAGGAGACCAGGGCCCUGCGGGAUUUGUCAUCUUUCCGCAGGGCCUGCAAGACAGAGCUGUUCCGCCUGGCCUUUGGGCUGGACUUAGUCUGACCCCUGUGUUUUCCUCCCUCAUGGCUUGGAUUCAUGGACUACUUAAAAUGAGGCUGCAUUUUAAAUUUUAAUAUUGUAUUUUAAUCUGUAUUUUAAUUAAUUGUUUUUUAUGUUUUAUUGUAAUUUUAUUGGUGUGAGCCACCCUGAGCCCAAUUUUGACUGGGGAGGGCGGGGUAUAAAUAAAAUUUUAUUAUUAUUAUUAUUUAUUUAUUUAUUUAUUUCUUGUUGCUGCAGGAGGUAGGGAAGAGCUGACUGAGGUGGAGUUAGCAAGCGCUGCACACACAGGAAGAGGUUUUCUGGUUUUUCCAAAAUUGUGAUUUUUUAAUACCACACACACGAUACGCGAUAAAUUGCAAAGUCAUUUUGUAAAAAACAGUUAUCACGAUUUGAUCUAAAACCCGCUAUCAGACGAUAUAUUGAUUUAUAACACAGCCCUACUGUCAGUAUCUGACUGCUUGUUUGGCAGGCAAGCUGUUGUUGUUGUUUAGUCAUUUAGUCGUGUCCGACUCUUCGUGACCCCAUGGACCAGAGCACGCCAGGCACUCCUGUCUUCCACUGCCUCCCGCAGUUUGGUCAGACUCAUGUUUGUAGCUUCGAGAACAUUGUCCAACCAUCUCGUCCUCUGUCGUCCCCUUCUCCUUGUGCCCUCCAUCUUUCCCAACAUCAGGGUCUUUUCCAUGGAGUCUUCUCUUCUCAUGAGGUGGCCAAAGUAUUGGAGCCUCAGCUUCAGGAUCUGUCCUCCCAGUGAGCACUCAGGGCUGAUUUCCUUCAGAAUGCUUAAGUUUGAUCUUCUUGCAGUCGAUGGGACUCUCAAGACUCUCCUCCAGCACCAUAAUUCAAAAGCAUCAAUUCUUUGGCGAUCAGCCUUCUUUAUGGUCCAGCUCUCACUUCCAAACAUCACUACUGGGGAAACCAUAGCUUUAACUAUAUGGACCUUUGUCGGCAAGGUGAUGUCUCUGCUUUUUAAGAUGCUGUCUAGGUUUGUCAUUGCUUUUCUCCCAAGAAGCAGGCGUCUUUUAAUUUCGUGACUGCUGUCACCAUCUGCAGUGAUCAAGGAGCCCAAGAAAGUAAAAUCUCUCACUGCCUCCAUCUCUUCCCCUUCUAUUUGCCAGGAGGUGAUGGGACCAGUGGCCAUGAUCUUCAAUCAGAGCCAUACCGUAUGGGGACAAAAAUGUGGCAUUUCUGCCAGUUAGUUACAGGGUGGUAUUCUUAAGCAGCUUCCUGUGCACAUGGGAGCUGGUAUUUUGCCUACUUCCAACUACAGCAUUUUGACCAUGAACACAGUAGAGAGCAGAUGCAUUAAAAAUGAAAUGAUUACGGCAUGGCUUGCAUUUUGUAAAAGGGUAUAUGUUCCUGGCUGCCACUGGAUUGUGUCUUAAAACAUUUUCAGAUUUUAUUUUCCUGGUUGUCACAGCAAAUCCACUUGAGAAAAGGGUAUAAAUUGUUUGCUUGUAUGUCAAUAAUAAUAAUAAUAAUAAUAAUAAUAAUAAUAAUAAUAAUAACAACAAUAAUUUUAA